AUGCAGGGGAGUCAUCUCAGACAGUGUGCAUGCUGCCCUCCAGCAAAUCUGCACCGUCACAAUAAUGAUCAUUAUUAUAAUCAUGGUUACCCAGCAGAUCAAUGUGAGGCGCCUCAAUACCAACAACAGUCAUGGAAUCCCCCCUAUAAUAGGCUGCAACUUAAAGAUAUUACAAAUCCCCCCCAUGGAUCUGUGCCUCAGUGUGUGGCACCUGCCCGGGAUGUGAUGCACGAGGUCAGCAUGGAUCGCUCCCUCCAGGCUGAUACAGCCACAAGGGAGAUGAGGAGGACCAUCAGUUUGCCUGAGGAGUGUAGGAAUGUUUUCAUCACAUAUUCAGUGGACACAGCCAAAGAAAUUAUUCCUUUCACUAAAUUUCUGACUGAUCAGGGGUUCAAACCAGCAAUUGACAUCUUUGAUAAUCCAAUCCGUAGAAUGGGCAUCACCAAAUGGAUGGACAGAUUUUUGAAUGAUAAAGCAGUACUCAUCAUCGUGGUCAUCAGCCCCAAGUACAAGGAGGACGUGGAGGGAGAUGGAGACGACGAGCAUGGCCUGCACACCAAGUACAUUCACAAUCAGAUCCAAAAUGAGUUCAUUCAACAAGGCUGCCUGAACUUCAGACUGGUACCUGUGGUGUUUCCUAAUGCAUCCAAGGGACAUGUUCCCAGCUGGCUGCAGAGCACCAGGAUCUACCACUGGCCUCAGGACACGCAGGAUCUGCUGCUGCGCCUGCUCAGGGAGGAGCGCUACAUCAUCCCACAGCGGGGGGCUGACCUCACCCUCACUAUUCGGCCCCUCUGAGACAAGGACACAUGUGGAAAAUAAUUACUUGAUUUGGCAACGAAACAAACUGUAAAGAUAAUAUGAACAUAUUAUCCCUUUACAAAGUUGAUCAGUUGAUAACAAACAGUUCCCUAUUUAUUUCCAGCAGACACAGAGCAACAAUAGUAUUCAUUUUAAGUAGCGUUUCAGGCCAGCUGACAAAUUUAAGUUAAUUAUUCACUUUCCAUUUCAUUUUGUUUUAGGUUCCGUCUCUUUAGCUACUAAAUGCUCCACUAUGUUUCCACUAAGUCACUAUCUUUGUCCAAUUUGCUGGUUGGUUCUGGGUAGGUAGUUAAUGUCAGUCCAUUAAACUAAAACAAAGAGCUAAAAGAGGCUAAACUCUCCAUCGAGCUGAGAUGAGGUUAUAAUCAGGUGAUAAUUGUCAUUAUGAGCGACCUUUUUCACAUUCCACGCAGUCAUGUGGUCAUACAAUACAGUCAUACAAUAAACUCUACAAUAAACUCUACAAUAAACAUGUCUCUCUUUAAAGAGAGACAUGUUUAAUCAUGAAAUAAAAACUGUAAAAGUUAAAGUAGAAGACAUCAUAGGUGAGACACAUUAGUAAGAUUUUAUACAUAACAUUAAAAAGCCUUUUAGUUUUGCAGUUCCAGUUUAAGAUGUAAUGGUAAAAUAAGCAUUACAGACAGGUUUAAUUAUCUUCUUGAGAUUAUUAUUUAAUUUCAUUUUAUUAAUGCAUAAUUUGAAUUAAGAUUGCAUUAAUGAAUUCAUAAUACCGGUAUAUAUUAUUUUGUGAUGAACAGAUUUUAAUAAACACUCUCUCAGCUCCACAUAUACAUCUGUGAAUGUGUUGGUAGAGCCUCUGAUUGACCAGAAGGUGGCAGCAUGCCCCAAAUAAUGACUCCCAGUGUUGAUUAUUUCUUUAUUCAAUUUCCAUUUAAUUUUACUUUAUGUUAUUGAUAUUAUGUUUUCAUAUUUCUUUGGAAUAAAUUUCAUUGUUUU
Messenger RNA from Cottoperca gobio, 1779 nucleotides. It is a transcript of the gene traf3ip2a, whose product is annotated as TRAF3 interacting protein 2a. The transcript is spliced from 7 exons. Bases 1 to 798 code for a protein of 265 amino acids. Gene Ontology annotation, biological process: positive regulation of canonical NF-kappaB signal transduction; humoral immune response. The record is from RefSeq and is a predicted model, not a curated record. NCBI's taxonomy places the organism in Eukaryota, Metazoa, Chordata, Actinopteri, Perciformes, Bovichtidae.